GAUCUUUGUUCGGAGAACAUCAAGAGCAAAGAGUAUCCUGUAGUAUGCAGAGCAUGUAUUAUAAAUUUGAAUAAAAGGUGUUGCCAAUACCCCUGCCAUUAUGAUACAUUAGUUGAGUCUUUUAAUGAUAAUUAUCCCUAAGAGCAAAUGGAGCGCAUGUAGGAGUUACUGCAUUAUGAUCUGAUCGUGAAUUUGGCGUUUGCGGUGUUCAGUGGUGUUUUCUGUUUCGACACUAGUGCAACGCAUCUCCGUUUGCUCAGAGACGCAACAAGUUCUAACCAUUAUUUUAUUUUCACCUUCUUAUGGUGGUGGCAUGUACAUAGAACCAACUGUCAUUAUUGGUUUUUGCAAGCAUUGAGAGGUAAACGAAAUGUCCUUAAAAAGUUUGCUGCAAAAAUUUGUAGCUCAGAAGAAAGAUGAAUUUACCCCUGAAGAGAGAGAAGAAAAGGAAUCGAAAAUGUUCUUAGAAUUUUAUAAAAAAAGAAAAUCAUCUUUUAGUGAAGAGAAACAUAAGUCUUAUUCAGCAAUUCCAAGAUUUUUCUACAAGUUGCCAAAGCAAGAUGAUAUUUUGGCACAAAAACUACGUGAAGAAGCUCGAGCCAUGUUUCUACAGAAACGAGGAAGGCAAUUGCUAAACAACAACGAAUUAAAGGCUCUAUGGGUUUUGUUAGAAAAUCACCACAGUCCUCCUUUAACAGAAGAAGAUCAGUUUAUUAAUUACCACGACUUUUUGGAAGUUGCUUCACAAGGAGGACCAAAAUGCCAAUAUGGCACUGGAACACUUACUCGUGUUUUUAUGGAGCGAGUAUUCCAAGAAUGUCUUACUUAUGAUGGUGAAAUGGAUUACAAAACCUAUUUAGACUUUGUACUCGCCAUGGAAAAUAGGCAAGAACCACAGUCUUUACAGUAUUUAUUUCGCAUUUUGGAUAUUCAUGGAAAAGGGUUCUUGGAUACAUUUUGCCUGAACUAUUUUUUCAGG
Gryllus bimaculatus (two-spotted cricket) is the source of this 979-nucleotide messenger RNA. NCBI's taxonomy places the organism in Eukaryota, Metazoa, Arthropoda, Insecta, Orthoptera, Gryllidae. The record is from the annotation of a GenBank genome assembly.